UUCUAUUUGGAAGGCAGCGCACCGUCCCGAGGUAACCAGAAUCCAACGGCACCGAGGCGCGAUCAACCCGAGCUUGGAUGAAACGUUAAGGGGAAGAACGCAAACCGGCAGUGGCAGCUAAAGAGAAGCACUGACACUAUUCGGAAUCGGGAGAGAGCGAGGUAGCGAGAUCGCAGUCAACGGGGUCGCGUUGGAUAAGCUUAUUCUGUCAGUUGAACAGAUGUUGGGUUAUUUGAAUAGCACGCAGACUGGCCAUGUGAAUAGUAGCCUAUUGCAAAAUUAACCUGGACAGACAACAGAAAGAAGGCGUUGCAGUGGUGUUCGUGUGUUUAUACACACCGAUAAUAGAGAAGUUCUCAACGUCCGAACAUCUGGAUUUAUGAAGCGAAUACACCUGUCCUGUGUAGGAGCGUGAACGCCUUUCACAUGAAAACCGUUCAGGUGAAAUGGUGAAGGAUCUCAGGAAACAUUUGGAAACAUCUUUGGACACCCUUGUAAAGGAAACAUACGUUUUUACUCAUUUAUAUAUGCCAUUGAUUUAUAUCCAGAAUUCUGAUUCAAUUGUCUAAAACAGGACUACAUUUAACAAAUAGAAUAGGCUAUAAAUGGUAUCAUUAUUAUUAGUAGGACUGGACUUUGCAAGACACGGAAUUUACUCAAUCGGCUGUCUCGCUAGCUGACUCACUGUGAGAAAUAGACUCGCCAGCUGGAACCAAUAACCAACUCUACAAAGUGACACAUUUGGAUACGGUGCUCUACAGUAGCCUACGUGCAUGUGUGUGUCUUUUCCGAGUGGGGAUACACCGACCGGACUACGGUAACGCGAGCUGUCCACGAGCGGGCGGCCGUACCCGCGCGCCUGCAUAAUAAAUGCCCAUCAGCCGGUCGUGCGAGGCUCUCGAGGCUGGGCGGCAAGAUGAACUCGUGGGUCCUGCUGCUGGCGGCGCUCGCCGCGGGGUGUCUGCGGUUUGGAAGCGCUGAGGGAGAUCCUCUCCCACCAUCGUUAGUAGAGCUGGUGAGAACCAGUCCCAUCUCUUCUAUAGAGGACCUGCAACAGCUGCUGGAGCAAGAGACCGACUCCCAGGAGGUGGAGCCAGAUGAAUCAUCGGCCAAUGAGAUUCAUUCAAAUGACACCCGUGGAAGAUACAGGAGAAACCUAGUAGAUGCCCAGCCAGCCCAGCAGGCGGUGUGUAAGGUCAGGACAGAGGUCAUGGAGGUCACCAGAGCCAUGCUUGACCGACGCAACGCCAACUUCCUGUUGUGGCCGCCGUGUGUGGAGGUGCAGCGCUGCUCUGGCUGCUGUAACACCAGAAUGCUACAGUGCGUCCCCACGGUUACUCAGACACGAUAUCUACAGGUAACAAGGAUCCAGUACAUCGAUAAGAGACCCCACUACGACAAGGCGGUGAUCUCAGUGGAAGACCACGCCUCCUGCCGCUGCCAGACACACCCCUCGGCCACAGCUGCAGCCAGGUCCACCUCCCUCCCCCCUCCUCCCCCCCGACUCACCCCCAAACCCCCCUCCCUCUCCAAGGAAGACCUCCAUCGCCAUGACAAUAUGAAGGCCAAUCAGAGGUUCCAUGUGGAUGACAGGGGGCAGCUGGAGAGACAGUGGCAGAACAAGUACACCCUGUCACACACACAGCCACGGACACACACACAGACACACCCAAUGGCAGGGGCAGGGACGCAGGUAGGGACACACACACACACACAGCCACGGACACACACGCAGACACACCCAAUGGCAGGGUCAGGGACGCAGGUAGGAACACACACAGAUACACACACACAGAUGGGUCCCUCUCAUGAGCUCCCUAUAGGGCAUGGCAGUGGGUAUGAGGGGGGGAGAGGGGAGGAGAGAGGGUCACAAACACCCCACCGCACACACACUGACACACAGCCCAACACAGGAGAGAGGCAACACAUUGACAACACAGAGAGGACACAGGAGAUAGGAAGACAGCAACAACUACAACAGUACUACCAACAACAACAAUAUCUACAACAACAGCGACAAUAUCAACAACAACAACAACAGCAACAACAGCAACAUCAACAACAUCAACAACAACAGUACCAACCAUACAGCCAAGAGCCAGAGCUCAGGACUCAAUACAAACACAACGCUCCCCAAUCCGACAGCAGCGGACCACCUGACACAAAACAACCGGCCAAUCACAAACCAGAACUGGUCCACAGCAACACAGAACCGACCGAUGAUAAUGACUCAAGCACAGAGGUGGCCAAUAGAGACGCUCUAAAGGAUACAGAGGUCACCAGUCAGGGACAGGCAGUGACAGAAGUGACCAAUCACGGAAAGGAGGAUGAUAAAGAGCGACACAGCCAGACAGAGCUGUCCAAUCAGGAACAAAAACACUCAGAGUCGACCAAUCAGGGUGACUCUGUCACAGAGGAGGAGAGCAGGAAGAAACUUCUAGAACUCUUACAGCGAGAACUGGGCCAGAAACAACAGCAUCAUCCUCCUCAUCCUCAUCUUCCUCAUCAAGACCAUCAUCAUCCUCACCAUCGUCAGUCUCGAACACAAACCACCACCACACAAAGACCAGUGCCGCCCACGUUGUCCUCCAGCAGGGCCCCAGGGUGGUCCCCCAGCACCCCGUCCCCUCCCCCCAAGCCUCCCCAGGGCCCGUUCAGACCGGCCCUUCCCCGCGGACGCAGGAGGAGGAAACACCGGAGCCGCAUCAGCAAGGCUGCCCUCCGAACCAUGAUCAUGUAGAGAGAGAUGGCAACUGGGUCGACUGUGUUUGCUGGGCCCACCCAGGGUCGUGUUCAUUAGGCACCAAACGGAAGAAAACGUACUGAAACAGGGACACAAACAACAUGGAAUAAACCCUAAUUUCUUGUUUUAUAAAACGUUGUGUGCCCUAAUGAAUACUGAGGGAUACUGCCUGGCUAUGGAACCUCAAGAUGGACACUGGAGACUGGCCAGCACUUCUGGACUCUACUGCUGGUUAUGGAACCUCAAGAUGGACACUGGAGACUGGCCAGCACUUCUGGACUCUACUGCUGGUUAUGGAACCUCAAGAUGGACACUGGAGACUGGCCAGCACUUCUGGACUCUACUGCUGGUUAUGGAACCUCAAGAUGGACACUGGAGACUGGGCAGCACUUCUGGACUCUACUGCUGGCUAUGCUAACAGACAUUACUGCAGGCUGUGUCAAUCUUUGCACCCCAGAAUGUAGCAUGUAGCAUCUUUCUAUAAAAAAUCUGCUAGCUUUAUUUAAACCGCGAUAUCAAGACAAUGGACAAUCUCAGACAGAGACUCCUUAGAAAGGAGGUAGUUCUGGAUGUUUAACACUGGAAGUAGAGUGAUGUAACCUUUGAAAAAGGAGCUAAGCAAACUACAUCUCCCAUCAGCCAUUGGCUGGUAUAAUUCUAGCUCCGCCUACUUUGAACACUGGCUACUGAUUGGACAGUUAAGGAGGGUGUUCGGCGGAUAUUAUUAGAUUGCUUGCUGCAACAGCCAUUGAUUGGUUGAUUUAGAGGCCAUGGAACACGCCCCGCUCUGCAGCUUGACUAUGAUUGGUUGCUGAGAAUAGAACUGAAAUCUUAUAGGCCCAAAAUGGUGCUUGAGGCCAUCUAUUUCUAAGAGACAAUGCAGAGCUUGGAUGUGGAUAUUUUCACUGGAAUGUACUGGGUUGACAAUGGAAACUGUUCUCAGAUAAACUAUGUUAUCCUACUGGUGUAACUGGGAUAACUGUCCUGGGACUAUGACUGGUGUAACUGGGGAUAACUGUCCUGGGACUAUGACUGGUGUAACUGGGGAUAACUGUCCUGGGACUAUGACUGGUGUAACUGGGGAUAACUGUCCUGGGACUAUGACUGGUGUAACUGGGGAUAACUGUCCUGGGACUAUGACUGGUGUAACUGGGGAUAACUGUCCUGGGACUAUGACUGGUGUAACUGGGGAUAACUGUCCUGGGACUAUGACUGGUGUAACUGGGGAUAACUGUCCUGGGAAUAUGACUGGUGUAACUGGGGAUAACUGUCCUGGGAAUAUGACUGGUGUAACUGGGGAUAACUGUCCUGGGAAUAUGACUGGUGUAACUGGGGAUAACUGUCCUGGGAAUAUGACUGGUGUAUCUGGGAUAACUGUCCUGGGACUAUGACUGGUGUAACUGGGAUAACUGUCCUGGGAAUAUGACUGGUAUAACUGGGGAUAACUGUCCUGGGAAUAUGACUGGUGUAACUGGGGAUAACUGUCCUGGGAAUAUGACUGGUGUAACUGGGGAUAACUGUCCUGGGAAUAUGACUGGUGUAACUGGGGAUAACUGUCCUGGGAAUAUGACUGGUGUAACUGGGGAUAACUGUCCUGGGAAUAUGACUGGUGUAACUGGGAUAACUGUCCUGGGAAUAUGACUGGUGUAACUGGGAUAACUGUCCUGGGAAUAUGACUGGUGGAACUGGGAUAACUGUCCUGGGAAUAUGACUGGUGUAACUGGGAUAACUGUCCUGGGAAUAUGACUGGUAUAACUGGGAUAACUGUCCUGGGAAUAUGACUGGUGUAACUGGGGAUAACUGUCCUGGGACUAUGACUGGUGUAACUGGGGAUAACUGUCCUGGGAAUAUGACUGGUGUAACUGGGGAUAACUGUCCUGGGAAUAUGACUGGUAUAACUGGGAUAACUGUCCUGGGAAUAUGACUGGAGGAACUGGGAUAACUGUCCUGGGAAUAUGACUGGAGGAACUGGGAUAACUGUCCUGGGAAUAUGACUGGUGUAACUGGGGAUAACUGUCCUGGGAAUAUGACUGGAGGAACUGGGAUAACUGUCCUGGGAAUAUGACUGGUGGAACUGGGGAUAACUGUCCUGGGACUAUGACUGGUGUAACUGGGGAUAACUGUCCUGGGAAUAUGACUGGUGUAACUGGGAUAACUGUCCUGGGAAUAUGACUGGUAUAACUGGGGAUAACUGUCCUGGGAAUAUGACUGGUGUAACUGGGGAUAACUGUCCUGGGAAUAUGACUGGUGUAACUGGGGAUAACUGUCCUGGGAAUAUGACUGGUGGAACUGGGGAUAACAUGAGUAAAGGGGGAUAGAACAUAUGGAUAAUGAAGCACUGAAAGAAGAAGCUCGGUGUAGGGGGAAUGCGCCCUUAGACACUGAUCUUGGGUCAGUUUAGCAUUUUCCUUGCUAAUGGUUAAUGUUAGAAUUGGUGGAGGGGAAGCUGAUCUUAGAUCUGGAGCGAGAAGCUCAGGACACACACACACACACACACACAGAGACAUGUCAUUUCUACUACUACAGUAUCUUUCAAUGUUCUGUCUACAUCUGGAUCUAACCAAUCCAAACACUGGAGUAGUUACACACUGGAGCGCAGAUAGAAUUAGAAAACAUAGAGGGAGAAGUAGAGGGAGCGCAUAGAGAGCAUUUCAAUAGAACAGUUCUAGUUGUCCUAUAUCUAUUACAGAGAAAAGCAGGUAUAGAACUGGAAAACAGAGUGAAAACAUAGGAGUGUUUUGUUGAAGAGACGUUGAACAGGUCUAGCUGUUCUCUCUUUGAUAGAGUGGAGCAGAAAUAGAACUAUAAAAGGACAGCAUUUUUGCACUGGGAGAGCAGAGAAAGGAACAUAUGCCAAACGUCACCAUAGUCACCAUAGCAGGAGGCCAUAGACUACUCAGAUGACAGACACUCAACACUCAACAUCCAACACUGACUCUAUACCUUAGAUGUUUCAACUUUUUCAACAUAGCCUGGAAUGUGUGGCGGAAAUAUUUCAAGGGAAUUGUUGCUCAGUAGGUCUUCAACGUCGCCUGGGGAGUUGUGUGUUUCAGCUGUAGGGAAGUCUGUUGUCUUUGUCUUGCCAAACACGGAAGCAACAAUGUAGCGAUGUUGACUGACUCAACAGUCAAACACCCAGGUUACAAUAAGGAACUGGAGAUUUUACUGUAUAUCAGGAGAAUUGAACUCUGACCCUACGAGGUCCGGAGCCUGCUGCUUUUCUGUUCUCCCUGGUUAUGAAUAGCAGCCACCCCAGGUAUAAGUCAGUCCCUGGUUAGUGGGGAACAAAGAAAAAAAGCAGGGGAACUGGCUUUGAAGGUCCGGAUUCGAAUUUGAGAGCUGUAGGUCAUUCAUUGUGCCAUAGUGGUUAUGUCUCUCUCUUCCCCAUCCUGAGACUAGAGCAGGGCUGUCAGCAUCAGUUCCGUGGAAGGCUGUAGGUCUUCAUUGUGCCAUAGUGGUUAUGUCUCUCUCUUCCCCAUCCUGAGACUAGAGCAGGGCUGUCAGCAUCAGUUCCGUGGAAGGCUGUAGGUCUUCAUUGUGCCAUAGUGGUUAUGUCUCUCUCUUCCCCAUCCUGAGACUAGAGCAGGGCUGUCAGCAUCAGUUCCGUGGAAGGUUGUAGGUCUUCUGGUUUUUCUUAUGUUCCCUUUCAUUUGUGUCCAUUUAAGAACUAGACAACCAGCUAAAGAUAAUUUCCUUACUGCUGACCUUAAUUAAUCUUUCAAGUAGAAGGGAGAACUGAAAACCCGCAGCCACUCGGCCCUCCAGGAAUUGAGUUUGUCACCCCUGGACUACCCCAGGUAUCAGGCUAGAAAUAAGACUAGCUUAGGCAGUAUGUCUCACUCCUGGUCCUAGCACUCUAGAACCAGGAUGGAGAACCACUGAGCUAAGGGAGUGGGGACAGCCAUCACCGAGGGAGGAAUAGAAUCUGGGAUGGGAUGCUUUGAAAAACAAUGUCAAACUUUUUGGAAUGGCUCUGAGAGAUAAAUGUUAUCCAACUCUGUAUGUACUGUACAUGAUUUAAACAUGGUGUUUUUUUUAUUUCUUAACUUAUUUCAGAUGGAGGAUGUGUCAUUCUCUGGUUCCUAAGUGUAAUUAUUGUUGCUGAUGAUAAUUAUUGUUGUUGUAUAUUGUUAUUGUUAAUGAAUGCUAUUUUUAAUAUAAACAUAAAGGCCAGAAUUAUAUUAAUAUAA
Oncorhynchus mykiss (rainbow trout) is the source of this 6933-nucleotide messenger RNA. The record is from RefSeq and is a predicted model, not a curated record. Lineage: Eukaryota; Metazoa; Chordata; Actinopteri; Salmoniformes; Salmonidae.